This is a messenger RNA of Liolophura sinensis, 1686 nucleotides long. RefSeq names its product syntaxin-7-like. Bases 295 to 1182 code for a protein of 295 amino acids. The record is from RefSeq and is a predicted model, not a curated record. Gene Ontology annotation, biological process: intracellular protein transport; vesicle fusion; vesicle-mediated transport. Gene Ontology annotation, cellular component: SNARE complex; membrane; endomembrane system. NCBI's taxonomy places the organism in Eukaryota, Metazoa, Mollusca, Polyplacophora, Chitonida, Chitonidae. The transcript has 11 exons. Gene Ontology annotation, molecular function: SNAP receptor activity; SNARE binding.
UGAGAAUGAAAACGAAGAUUAUCUGAGCUCACAGUGGAAAGGUUUCAAUUUUAGUGAUUGCAGAGUGACAGACACUGGUACAUAGUUUAAUAUCGGUUUACCCCAAGACAAUAACAAGAGGAACUGGUAAUCGAAAGGAUACUGACACUGGAUAAGCUACAUUUGUUUUUUAAGGGCAGCGUUUUGACAUUUUGGAUGACAGCACUGUAGUUUACUGUGUAGGCCUACACAGCCCAUCUACGAACACAGUGCGGCUUGUUUGAUGUCCUACUAUUUUAAUACUGACUAGCUGAGAUGUCGUGGAACCAGGGAGGCGGAGGGUAUGGCUCUACAAAGGCCUACACUGAUGAGCCGGGUAUGGGAGAGUACAGAGAUGACCCUGGGGGAAGAGGAGGAUACCAGGACCAAGGCUAUGGUAACUUCACCAAGUUGUGCGACCAAAUCAGCAGCAACAUUUUUACCAUAAAUUCAGGGGCCAAUAAUAUUGACAAAGCCAUGAAAAGUAUUGGUACCCAUAAAGAUGGAGUGCAGUUAAGAGAUAAAAUUCAUGAUAUAUCUACCAGCACGCAGAAGGUGGUCAAUGAAACCAUGAGAUUAUUUAAGAGGAUGGCCUCACAAAGAAAUAUAGAUAAGCGCAACAGAAUGCAGUUAGACAGACUCAAGAGCCAGUUCCAGGAAGCAGUGCAGAGAUUCUCUAGGCUACAGAAGACAGCAGCAGAACGUGUUCGAUCAACUACAGCACUGGGGGACAGAGAGGUCAAGCCCAAAAAGACAUCAGACUGGCUGGAUGACGAGGACUAUACCAGCCACACAGGAAACUAUGUGGAGGGAAGUGGGGCCCCAAACCAGCAGCUGUUAGAGCAGGAGCUAGUCAUAGACAAUGACCUUAACCUGAUCAGGGAGAGGGAGGACAGAAUACGACAGCUAGAGUCAGACAUUCUGGAUGUAAAUGAGAUAUUUCGGGACUUGGGGGCAAUGGUUCAUGAACAAGGGGAGGUAAUAGAUUGCAUUGAGGGGAAUGUGGAGAAGGCCAGUGGUAAUGUGGAGUCCGGUGCUGAACAGCUCACGCAGGCCUCAAAGUACCAGAAAAAGGCAAGAAAGAAGAUGUGUAUAAUAUUGAUAAUAUUUGUGAUCAUCGCAGCCAUCAUCACUAUUAUUCUCGUAACUCAGCUACACAGAUGAGGAGCUCGUUUUUGCCAGAGUGAUACAAAUUGUUUUAUCAUUCCACUGGAUGCCUCUGUUAUACAUGUUAUUAUGGGCAGAUGUUUGUAAAUACUCCAAGUCAUUGAGACUCUAUCUUUAAUUUAUGUAUUGAGAGGUGAAGACUGGUUGCAGAGAGUGAUGUAUAAUACAUGGGGGUAAAAUGACUCCCAUAUGUCUGCAUCUUGUUUACACUUUUGGAGCUUUUUAUCCUAUAUAGCAGUUGUUUAAUAAAGUGCGAGGGGAUAAAUGGUCACAUUUAAUAGAAAACUUACUACUGUUUUGAACAAACGAGAUAUGAUAGUGUGACUAAAACAUGUUCAGGCCGCAGAAUCACAAGCUUUGGCUUGAGUUUAAAUUUGUUUCACAUUACCUCCAGUCAACAAACAGGAUUUAUUUUCUCAUUCAUGGAAAUUGCUUUGAUCUAGCUCAAUUACAGUUACCUGUACAUCUUCAUUAAAAUAGUCAGUUAUAAUUUGGAUUUAA